Messenger RNA from Closterium sp. Yama58-4, 1455 nucleotides. NCBI's taxonomy places the organism in Eukaryota, Viridiplantae, Streptophyta, Zygnematophyceae, Desmidiales, Closteriaceae. The record is from the annotation of a GenBank genome assembly.
AUGGUGGACGGUGUAGAUGCUUCCAAGCUCCCCGAUGACUGGUCCCAUGUGCCUCGAGACCUGACCCCAGACUCCCUCUCUCUGCCGCUCUUCAUCGACUGGAGCAAGCUGAGCGGCUCCGUGGCCCCCAACCACUCGGGCAAGGGCAGGAACUGCUGGAGCAGGCCAGACUGCAACGUGUACAAGCUGAGGAGCAGGAGCUACCUGACAGACGGCAGCAUGGCGCCAGCUGGCGAGCCGCUGUGCCAGCUGGUGGCGGUGGAUUGGCUGCGGCCAGAGAAGCACCCUGCUGCCCACGUGGCAGCCCAGAAGAAGUGCCUCGUGCAGAGAGUACGGGCCUGCUAUGGAGACCAGGCGCCGUUCUUCAUCCUUAUCAACCUCCAGGUCCCAGCAGGCAAGGAGGUCUACUCCAUGGUCUUUUAUUUCACAGCAGAGCGCCAUGUGCUCGAUCUGCCCUCUAUGCGCCAAUUCCUGGGGGCAGACGACUCCUACCGCAACAACCGCCUGUCCCUACUGCCCUCCGUGCCAGAGGGCUCGUGGCUGGUGAAACAGGCGGUGGGGUCACACAAUGUGGUGAUGGGGCAGGUCAUGGAGACGGCCUACCACCACUCCCCGGACGAUUACUUUGAGGUGGAUGUGAACAUGGCAUCAUCGUCAGUGGUGCGAGGAAUCAUGGGCAUGGUCUUUGGAUACAUCACAAACCUGGUGGUCGACAUGGCAUUCUAUCUCAAGGGAGAGACUGAAGACGAGCUACCAGAACAUAUUCUAGGAGCGCCGCAUUCGCCGAGCCUCUGGGCGAAGCUCGGACAGAGUUUCAACCUGCAAGGAGUCACGGCUGUGGCGAGCGUGGCCGUUUCAAAUCCGAGCCUCGCUGUGCCGCAUGUGUCCGUGCCUGAUAUCAGGUGGAUUGACUGGAAGGCCCUUCAUGCAGCUGGGUUCAAGGCGGUGGUGUUUGAUAAGGAUAACACACUCACACUCCCCUACAAGAUGCAGGUGGAGGAUGGGCUGGUUGCUUCCCUGGACGUGUGCCGGACGACAUUCGGAUCUAGAGGCAUUGCCAUUCUGAGCAACUCUGCAGGGUUGAAGCAGUACGACCCUGAUGGCUCCUUGGCAGCAGCAAUGGAGCAGGCACUGGGAGUGCCUGUGAUUCUUCACACCGAGAAGAAACCUGGUGGAGGAGCAGCAGAGCUCGAAACACAUUUUGGAUGCAGGGCAGAUGAGAUGGUCAUGGUUGGAGAUAGGUGUUUGACGGACAUUGUGUUUGGCAACCGCAAUGGGCUUCUCACCGUUUUGACAGCUCCACUCUCUCCUGGGGAAGAUCCCAUGGCUGUCCGGCAGGCUCGCAGAUUCGAAGAUGUGCUUAUUACAAUGCUUCGCAAAAGAGGGAUUCAGGCACCUCCGCAAGAAAAGUUCAGCAGCUCUUACGCUUUUGUUCUGCCUCCUGCCUGCUGGUGA